UCAUCCUUUACUCUCCAAAAUCUUCUCCUCAAAAUUUCCUCAAACAUUAUUCCAAAAGAUCCUUCCUUUCCGGUUCCCCCUUCACUUCAAUCCCCAUCUCUCAAAAGGGUUCGCCGGAAAAGGGGAGAAUCCAAAAGGGUCGUUUCGAGAUCGGUAAACGAUGAAGAUUCCGGCUAGAUUUCAGCGGGUGGCGGCGGCGUUUCAGGAGGGCCACGAGAGCAGCGGAAGCGAGCACUCGCCGGAGAGUUCCACCGACCUGUCGGACCUCGUGAAGUCGUUUAUGGAGAGAUCAUCGGAUUAUAAUUUCGGAGGUGGAGGAGAUGAAUAUGAUGAUGGCGCCGGCGGGGGCGUGGAGAAAGAGCAAGACGGCCCCGUAUCGGACGGCGGUGGCUGGUCGUUGCCGGAGGCGAAGGAGACUCUGGAGAGGCUGUUUGGAUGCCGAGAAAGUGAGAGAGAAAGAGGAUCAAUUCGCCGGAAAAUUCAGGCUCAGGCGGAAUUGGCUUGCCGGAUCAUUGGCGAGAAGCCUUCUUCUCCGGGAUUCAAACGUAAAUUGAUGACCCAUUUCCGGGAAAGUGGCUUUGAUUCCGGUCUGUGCAAAUCCAAGUGGGAAAAGUUCGGGCGAUUCCCGGCUGGGGAUUACGAGUAUGUGGACGUAAAAGUCGAUGGAAACCGUUACAUUGUCGAAGUUUUCCUUGUCGGAGAGUUCGACAUUGCUCGCCCGACGAGCCAAUACGUGUCGCUUCUAAAAGCUUUCCCUCAAAUAUAUGUUGGGAAAGUAGAGGAGGUGAAGAAGAUAGUGAGAGUGAUGUGCAUAGCCAUGAGAGAGUCAAUGAAAAGCAAAGAUAUGCACAUCCCACCAUGGAGGAGAAAUGGGUAUAUGCAAGCCAAGUGGUUUGGUUCAUACAGGAGAACAACAAACGAAGUGGCCACCAAAAGGCAAUUGGACCCUCAAAACCCUAAUUUGAAGAAAUCAAUAGGGUUUGAAGCUAAUUUGCCUGUGAAAAUUACUUACAAUUGCAGAGGGGAAUUUGGGAGAAGAAUUAACAAUGGGUUAAAAGUUGGGCAUUUGAGUGCUGCUUUUGAUGGGCAAGGCAUUGGCUUGUGA
This is a messenger RNA of Momordica charantia (bitter melon), 1105 nucleotides long. RefSeq lists its product as uncharacterized. The record is from RefSeq and is a predicted model, not a curated record. Lineage: Eukaryota; Viridiplantae; Streptophyta; Magnoliopsida; Cucurbitales; Cucurbitaceae.